AUUCAGGUUCGAAAAGCACUACGAAGUCAGGAAGCUUAUGAGAAUUUUUUAAGAUGUAUAGUAGUAUACAAUAAUGAAGUUAUUUCAAGAAGUGAAUUGGUUCAUUUGGUGACACCUUUUCUUGGGAAAUACAAUGAACUGUUUAAAUGGUUCAAAGAUUUUAUUGGUCAUAAAGAGUCAGGAAGUGCCAUAGAUGGUAUCACUAAUAAAACUGUUAGCCAGGAAAGAGAAAGAAUUGGUGGUGAUUUUGCAAUGGAAAUUGAUUAUUCAUCAUGUAAAAAAUAUGGAGCAAGUUACAGAGCUUUGCCCAAAAAUUAUGUUCAGUUGAAAUGCAGUGGUCGAACACCUCUUUGCAAAGAGGUUCUUAAUGAUACUUGGGUAUCAUUUCCUUCUUGGUCUGAAGAUUCCACUUUUGUCAGUUCCCGAAAAACACAAUAUGAAGAAUAUAUUUACAGAUGUGAAGAUGAGAGGUUUGAGUUGGAUAUAGUGUUAGAAAGCAAUCUUUCUACUAUUCGGGUAUUAGAAGCUGUACAAAAAAAAAUGGCAAGAAUGACUGCUGAUGAAAAACUUCAUUUUCGACUAGAUGAUACUUUAGGAGGAACUUCAACAGUAAUUCAUCAACAAGCAAUUAAAAGAAUAUAUGGUGAUAAAGCUGGAGAUAUAAUUGAAGGAUUGAAAAAAAAUCCAUCUAUUGCAGUUCCACUUGUUUUAAGAAGAUUAAAGGCUAAAGAAGAAGAAUGGAGAGAAGCUCAAAGAAGUUUCAAUAAAAUUUGGAGAGAACAAAAUGAAAAAUAUUAUUUAAAAUCAUUGGAUUACCAAGGAAUAAAUUUUAAACAAAAUGAUAUGAAGUUUCUCAGAUCUAAAAGCUUAUUAAAUGAAAUUGAUACAAUAUUUGAGGAGCAACAUGAGCAAGCUGAAGAAUGUUCUGGUGAAAUUCCCUCUGGUCCUCAUAUUACACUACAGUAUAAAGAUAGAACUAUUUUGGAGGAUGCAGCUAAUCUCAUCAUUCAUCAUGUAAAAAGACAAACAGGUAUUCAUAAAGAAGAAAAACAAAAAAUAAAGCAGUUGCUAAGGCAGUUCAUUCCAGAUUUCUUCUGUGUACCUCGAGGUGAAUUAUCUGAUGAUGAAAUUGAAAAAGAAGAAACGGAUGAAAAGUCUUCUGUUCUAUUAUCAGCUUGUAAAAAUGGUGUAGAUUUGACUGGAAAUUGUAAUAUGGAAAAUGCAACAAAAUCUACCAGUGUAGCAAACUCCUUUCAUAAGGAAAUUAUUGAAAAAUCUACAGAUAUGAAGGAAAGAAUUUGUUUAGAAAAAAAAGAACGAAUUACUCAUCACCAGAAUUCCAUUCCUGAUGAUACAUAUGCAUUAUUUUUUAUCAACAAUAAUUGGUAUCUGUACUUCCGUCUCCAUCAUAUUCUUUGUGAACGAUUAACAAAGAUGUAUGAACGAGCAACAGUUUUAGUUGAAGAAGAUCAAAAAGAAAAGAAAGAUAGAAAAGAAUCAGUUGCAGUUACUCUCAGGCUUAAACCAAAAAGUGAGAUUGAUGCUGAAGAAUAUUAUACAGUAUUUUUAGAUAUGGUUAAAAAUCUUUUGGAUGGAAAUAUGGAUAGUAAUCAGUAUGAAGAUACAUUAAGAGAAUUAUUUGGUAUUCAUGCCUAUAUAGCUUUUACUUUAGAUAAAGUUGUCCAGUAUACAGUACGCCAGCUGCAACAUAUUGUCAGUGAUGAAAAUUGCAUUAGAUGCACAGAACUUUAUUUGGAACAACAAAAAUCUGGAACUACAGGAGGACCUUGCAGCACAGCUAUUCAACGUAUAUCUGCUGAAAAUAAUUACCAAAAAAAAGCAGAACAAAUACUGAGUGAAGAAAAUUGUUUUAAAGUUAUUCUGUACAAGACUGAAGGAAAACUCACAAUUGAGUUACUGGACACAGACACAGAUGCAACAGAACAUAACAAUGUUAUUGGAAAAUGGAGAGAAUAUAUUGAAAAUCAUGUCCAUAAUGAAAAUGUUUCAGAAAGGAUUAAAGAUCAUUUAUUAAGAAAACCAGUUUUCUUACCAAGAAACAUCCAGUGUUGGAAAAGGGAAGCAAAGCAUCAUGUGGAAAGAGGAACAAAAGAUGGUCAGCCUGAAGUGAGUACAGACAAUAAAGGAGAAAGUAGAAGUGAAGCUGCAGAGAGGCUUUCUUCAAUGGAAUUAGGCCAAACAAAUGUUCCAUCUGAAACAAAUACAGAUGUCAAACGUUGUAAAUUUAUUGUUAACUCAUGUAAAAUGAUAUUUGUAAUUGAUAGCAACAGUUACCUACUUUACAAGUACUUAUCUAUGAAGAAUGCUCAACAAUUACAUCAGUAUGUGUCACUAAAGUUGAAUGAAAAAUUUCAUAACUGGCACAGGACAUGGCUUGACCAACACGUCACCCCAGACCAACAUAAAACUUGUGAGGACUGGCUCAUGGGUUCCGACAGAAUACACACAAUACGCAUUAAGGAAGACAAUCCAACGAAACCUCCCUAUUCACCUUAUCACCGUUACAAAUUAGAUCAUCAGUCCAAAACUUGAAGAAUCUACCGGAGUUUUUAAACAAGAUGCAUUAAAUGGUGCACAAAUGACCAAAUUCUGUUCGGAAAUCUGCUGUCGUUUAAAAGUGCAAAUGUAGGCUCUGGUGAGAACGAACGUCACGAUGGAGAAUGGAGAAAAGAAUCAUCCAAGAGAUUUUAAUAUACAAAAUAUAUUUGAGGCUAGUCCUCUCUAAACAGUUCCUUUUAUUUUUAUUUUAUUUUUUUUAAUAUAUAAAUAUGCAACAUAUUUAAAUUCAUAAAUAAAACAAAAGGCUUUUAAAGUACAUAAAUGAAAUUGACUAAAAACGUUUUACAUAAAACAGUGUUUUAAUGUGCAUUUUAUGUGAAUAUCAAGACAAACCACAGCAACUGCAAUUGCACAUUGACAGUGGAACUGAUGCAACUGUAAAGGGACCUUGUGAACUUAAUCAUAGCACAAGCUCCUUAUAGAGAAGACUAUGUCCUCCUUUAAAGUAAGGGAUUCCAAAAAUUUUAAUAUUGUAUUUAAUCCUUGCCUAAACUGAGCCAAUAGUUCAUUAGAAUUAACAUUAUGUUUAUCACUUGUACAGAAUACUGGGUAGUAGACUUUUCAAAGUAUUUUACGCAACGUGGUAUUUUUGUAUUUGUAGAUUGUUGACACUAUCAUGACAUCUGAAUGGGAAAAGCAAUUCCUUCAUAUGUUAAUGUAUUUGUGAUCAUCUUGCCAUUGUAUGAAAAGCCAUAACCAGAUAUAAUGUGUGCCGACCUUGGAGGGUUGUGAUGUUACAUCUUUUUUACUGCCCCUUUCAUAUCUUGUAAAUUUAUCAUCAGUCUCAUCAUAACUUUUAUUGCUUGUUGUGUCUGUUUUGCAAUAUUGUUAAAAAGUAAAACUAUAAUACAAUGAA
Molecule: messenger RNA, 3436 nt
Organism: Centruroides sculpturatus (bark scorpion)
Lineage: Eukaryota; Metazoa; Arthropoda; Arachnida; Scorpiones; Buthidae
Product: paired amphipathic helix protein Sin3a-like
Exons: 16
Biological process (GO): negative regulation of transcription by RNA polymerase II
Cellular component (GO): chromatin
Molecular function (GO): transcription corepressor activity
Source: RefSeq, a predicted model, not a curated record